Messenger RNA from Alosa alosa (allis shad), 3321 nucleotides. RefSeq names its product polymerase delta-interacting protein 2-like. Gene Ontology annotation, biological process: error-free translesion synthesis. Gene Ontology annotation, cellular component: nucleus; mitochondrial nucleoid. Lineage: Eukaryota; Metazoa; Chordata; Actinopteri; Clupeiformes; Clupeidae. Gene Ontology annotation, molecular function: DNA binding. The coding region runs from base 37 to 1173 and encodes 378 amino acids. The transcript is spliced from 11 exons. The record is from RefSeq and is a predicted model, not a curated record.
GUGAACGCGCAACGUAAUAAGAUAAUCCAAACAAACAUGGCAGCCUGUGCCCUACGACGAGGGCUGCUAUCUACAUUUAGCAAACUCAAUAAACAACACACUAGUCGAGUAUUAUGCGUUGACUUCAACAGUAAAAGCGACUUGCAGAGGCCUAGGUUAUUGUGCUCAACAUGCAACGUAUUCGACAUACAGCAAAAACGGUUUAUGUCAUCACGGCCCGAGGGGAAGGUGCUGGAGACGGUAGGAGUAUUUGAAGCGCCAAAGCAACACGGAAAAUAUGAAACUGGACAGUUGUUCCUGCACAGUGUGUUUGGCUACAGGGGCAUAGUGCUCUUUCCCUGGCAUGCCCGCCUGUAUGAUCGAGAUGUAUCACCACAAGCAGCUGAAAGUAAGCCUGAAACUCCUGGAGCACAUGGGUCUAAAGAAGUGAAAGGGAAAACACACACAUACUACCAAGUUUUGAUAGACACUAGAGACUGUCCUCACAUAUCUCAAAGAUCACAGACUGAGGCAGUUACAUUUCUUGCCAAUCACGAUGAUAGCAGAGCCCUUUAUGCUAUUCCAGGUCUGGAUUAUGUUAGUCAUGAAGAUAUUCUCCCUUACAACUCAACCGAUCAAAUUCCCAUUCAGCAUGAACUAUUUGAGCGAUUCCUCAUGUUCAACGCCGGCAAAGUGCCCCCCUUUAUUCCCAGAGACACGUUGCGGGCGUGGCAGGAGAAGAACCACCCCUGGCUGGAGCUGUCUGACGUGCACCGGGAGACCACGGAGAACAUCCGUGUCACAGUCAUCCCUUUCUACAUGGGCAUGAGGGAAGCACAGACAUCUCAUGUUUACUGGUGGCGUUACUGCAUCCGGCUGGAGAACAUGGGCAGUGAGGUGGUGCAGCUACGAGAGCGCCACUGGAGGAUUUUCAGCCUAUCGGGCACGCUGGAGACCGUCAGAGGGAGAGGGGUCGUAGGGAGGGAGCCUGUGUUAUCCAAAGAGCAGCCAGCCUUUCAGUACAGCAGUCAUGUCUCUCUCCAGGCCCCCAGUGGACAUAUGUGGGGCUCCUACCGGCUUGAGAGGCCCAAUGGCACCUUCUUCGAUGUGCGCAUCCCGCCCUUCUCGCUCGAAAGCAAGAAAGACGAUACUCCCAACGGCUUCCUGCCUGGGCCCUUCACCUCACUGGCCUAAGGGCCAACCAGAGCUGCCCUGUGCAACCCCCAACCCCACCCCCAACAUGCACCUCCACCCUAGACCCCAAAUUACACUUUUAUUCACCAGAUACAACCCCACCCCCAACAUGCACCUCCACCCUAGACCCCAAAUUACACUUUUAUUCACCAGAUACAACCCCACCCCCAACAUGCACCUCCACCCUAGACCCCAAAUUACACUUUUAUUCACCAGAUACAACCCCACCCCCAACAUGCACCUCCACCCUAGACCCCAAAUUACACUUUUAUUCACCAGAUACAACCCCACCCCAACAUGCACCUCCACCCUAGACCCCAAAUUACACUUUUAUUCACCAGAUACAACCCCACCCCCAACAUGCACCUCCACCUACUCUCACUCUUCCCUAAAUCCUGAUCUCUUCUUUUCAUCCCCUUUUAUCAUAUCUGUUUUUAAAAACAAUCAGACCUAUUGAGUGUCCCAAUGUUUUUAAGCUAUAUUCUGAGCCAUAAAGAUGCAGGUAGUUGGAGACAGGCAAGGUACAAUUUUAAGAUGCACUUAGGAAGUCAUGUUUAAGACACACGAGAGGAAAGCUAUUUAAGAAAUAAAUCAAUUGUUACUUGACUAUCUAUGCACACAGUAUUGUUUGUUAAUAUUAGGCAGGUAAUAAUAUGCAACAUCAUAAUAACUUAUUUAUUUUGGAGAAACAGCACUUAUGUUGCAGUUAUAACAAUCUGUAAUUAUUGUAAUGGAUGUUGGACCUUUCUUUCAUCUGGAGUGGCAGGUUGAAGUAAACAUUGCCUGACCUAACUGCGUGUGCAGUUAUGAUGUCUUUAGUCAUGUAGUGACCUCAUAAAAUGUCUGUACGCAUUGCAAAUGGCAAUAGAGGAAAUUAUGGUCAGUCUAAGGAUUGUAGGCAGGACGUAGUUGCUCCUUUUUUUUGCAAUUCUCCCUUCACCUUCUCUGUUUUAGGGUGCGUUCGUAAAUUGUCACUCCGAGCGCUCCAAGCACACUUAACUAUUUGUAAAUUCGGAUUUAUCGUGUGUUUAUUUAGAGCGUCACUCUCCGAGCGCUCAGAGCAUGUCAGAUUGAAUUUACGAACGCACCCUUAAUCUCAUCACCUACCCAGUGACUAGGUCUUUUAACAGUUUCUCUGAUGAAGCUUCAUCUUAUCUAAAUGAGAUUAUGUCAACACUAACCCAAAUAAUAGUAAUCAAACAUCUGGAUUGUGAUGUCCUUUACCUUUCACCACAUAUUAAGCCACAGAACAUGGCCACAGAAUAUCUGCAGAUAUUUAUAAGUGAAUGUGAGGGAAUUUGUGUUGUAUGUAUGUUCGAUUCUACUGUGAAGUGGAUGUGUGAAAGACAAAGCACCUCCAGGAAGAGACUACUGUGUAAUCUGAUGGACAUUGCAUUGGAGAAGUGCUGUCAGGAAGCCUUUUUUUUUUUUUUUUAAAUAAGCACAGAUGAAGAUGUGCAAAUAUCGUGCCAUUGUUGGACCCUUAUGCAUUUUUUUCAAUGCAGGUUUAUAAUAUCAUGUUUGAUUACAUUUCCACCUCUAAAAACCCUUAACCCCGAGGUUGGGAAGUGUUGCCACAUAGAAGCUGCUACACAAAUUACUCAGAUGAUAAUUUUCAUGAACACACAAUCUACCCUAUCUAGCCGUUUCAACUUUUUUUUUUUUUUUUUUGGCUUGAAAGAUUUACCGAUGGUGCUCACCUGUACUGUUUUCUCUCAGUGGAAUCACAUAAUGAUAGUAGUUGUUUUAACACCUCCGACUGUCAUGUACGGCCCUGUCAUCUUUGCUUUCUGUAGCACUUUGUCAGCCUAUUGAGGAAAUAUGCCACCAAAUGAUGUCUCCUUGAGAUCCUCAGUGUACAUUUUGUAAUUUAUACCUGUUGUGAUAUUAAUGUUAAAAUAUACAUGAUAUGAUUGAUGUAGGAAGUGUUAUAACCCCAAGCUGUUUGUAGUCUUGAUCUGCUGCUGUGGAUGGGAGCUGAUUCCUGUCCUUGACUUGGAUUGUUUUUUUUUUUCAUCUUUUUCUUUUUUCUUUUUGUUUGUUUUAUUGCUUUAUUUGAUAGGGAAAUUCAACUGAUACUGAAUGUGUCUGAAAGAGAUCUGUGUAAGGCUCUUAAACGUUGAGUAUAAUAAAAUAAAUCAAAUAGAA